UGUUUUUUCGCCUGCCUGUGCACUGAACCGGACUGACUGAACCUGUCAUAUAUGCGGCUGAACCCAAAUGCAGACCAACAGAUCUUACUGCAGUGAGCAUCGAGAAAGAAGACAGACACUCAAACUGACUCGCGGACAGGUGAGCGCUGAAGGUAACUCGCUUCUUUACUAUUCUACAACCCUUAUGUUAGACAUCGGUUAAACAUCCAUCAUAGAAACAUUGUAUGUCAUCACUGAAGUUGGAUAUAAGAGGAAAAGGAGAUUGUGUUUUUUUACGAUUGGGAUGUUUUUGUAACUUCAGUUUAGUUGUUUUCACAUUUUCAAUGAUACACAUGGGCUGUAAUAUUCAGUUUGGUUUUUACAGAUGGAGCUCUUUAUGUUUCAUUUAGUAGAGCUGACCAAGUUUAAUCAUUAAACAAUAUAAGAAAGUUCAUGCAACUUCAGGAAUUAUUAAACAUUUUACACUUGAAGCAAAAGUUCUCAGUUCUGACUUUUUCUGUGCUCAUGAGGUCUUUACUUCCCAGUAUGAGUGAUGAGUGCUGAGAAAUUUUGACUAAAGAUUUCUCAUGAUAAAACAGUUAACUCUGUAAAUGUAAAACCUGCGGUUAAUGUGAUGGUCUGUUGACGUCUGUGAAGAAACUUAUGAAGGGGCUUGAACCAAGUGAUUGUUAUCUGUUAAAAACCCUCAGACUCUCAAUUCUGCUGUCUGAACACCAUGACACAGAAAAACAAGAUCAGACUGAACUCUGGGCAUGCAUUGACACUGAACUAUACACUGACUAAAGACUAUUAAUAAAUAGUUUCAGCUGCAGCAGGUUUUUCGUUUCAGAAUAAAGAUGUGUGGUUCUUGUGGUUGUGCUCAGAAAGUGAUGAUGUUUUAGUUCAACAUAUGUUCAAAGAAACAAAAGGCCACACAUUGCACAGACCUGAACUCUAACUACAUGUUGAUGCAGCAGCAGGUCUGAGUUCAGGGAGACCAGUUGCCAACAUGUGGAAGAUGUUACCCCGAUGCUGAGAAAUAAUUCAGAAUUCAAUUUCUAACCCUAAAAGAUAAACAUCUCUAUUAAAACCAUUAACUUGUAAAUAUGAACAACAUGGCACGUCUCCAGGAGAGUAAAGUUCCUUUUUUUUUGUUAUCCUCAUGUUUCAUGUCUUGUGUUUCCUGUUUUACUGUCUCGUUUCAGAUCCCUUGCUUCCUUCCCUCCCUCCUGUGUCUGCGGCAUCUGUGAUUACCUGUUGUGUCUCACCUGUGCCUAGCAGUCUCCACUCCCCUUGAGCACUUAAUCUCUGGCUGUUUUCAAAAACUGCUUGCUAUACUAGAAGUUCGUACUCAUUUGGCUAAAAUGCAUUAUGUAGUUUGUGAACAAGAUGCGAGAUCCACAGUAUGCCAACAAUACCCGGAUGUUGUACUGAUUCUGUAAAAAAUGGACAGAAUAGACCAGUCUCCCUCGUGCACUUAUUCCCACAAUUCAAUUCAAUUUUCUAAAAACUUAAAUACCAAUGAAGCAGUGAAUUGAAUUGAAUACAAAGGCAUGUUUUUGUUUUUGUGUGUGUAUAUAUAUAUAUAUAUAUAUAACCACGUCAGUGUGUGGGUGCAGCUCUUCCUCCUUUGUAUCUCAUCAGUCUCUUCUGAAGGAAGUAGAUCACAGAGUUCCUCGGACACACAAACUGAUCACUGCAGAAUCUGUCUGAGAUCAUCCCGAAACAUGACAGACUUUGGAGAAAUUGGAAUGACCCCGUCCCUCAACCUGUCCUCAGAAAACAACCAGACAAAUGGUCACUGUGAACAAAUUGACAUGCCGGGUCGUAUUUUCUUCAUUCUGGUCUACAGUCUGGUGUUUCUGCGCCCAGCAGCAGACAUCAAACAGCGUGACCAUCUACCUGAAGAACCUGGCAGCUGCAGACUACCUGAUCACCCUCAGCCUCCCCUUAAGAAUCAGCCACUUCUCCAGCCGCUCUGUCACCAUGUUCAGAGUCUACUGCAACUUUGGUGUCUUAGCCUUCUACCUGAACAUGUACGCCAGCAUCCUGUUCAUGGGUUACAUCGCAGCAAACAGGUAUCUAAAGAUCGUCCAUCCUUUAGGGAAUCACAUCCUUCAGACAGUGGGAGCCGCCCACAUCAUCUCUGCGGUAACCUGGGUUCUCCUCUUGGCCAUAAUGACCACCUACAUCACCCUGUCGUUUAUCCUCACCAAUACAUCACUGCCAUCUCUUCCAAAUACAUUGAUCUGUGAUGUUCUGCACAGUAAAAAGCUCAGCCCCUUCUACAAUUUCAUCGUUAUCUUCACUGCAGCCGCCUUCAUCAUCGUGUUCGUCUCCCUCAUCUUCUUCUACCACGGCACCUCCCGCAGGCUGUCAGCAGCACAGCAGAGGCAGCAGGCGUCCUCCGGCUCCAAGAAGCUCGCCAAGUCCCGCAGGAACAUGUUGGUGCUGGUCAGCGUCUUCUGCGUCUGCUUCGUCCCGUACCACCUGGUCCGCCUGCCGUACGCUUUCCUGAGGAGGCAGUGCUCAUGGGGGCAGGCCUUCUUCUACCUGAAGGAGCUGAGCGUCAUGGUGUCUAUCUUCAACGUCUGCUUGGAUCCGCUCAUCUAUUUCAUCUUCUGUAAAUCCUACAGGGCCCAGCUGAGGAGAAGUGUUUGGGGACGUACACAGAGGGCUGGCUAAAAGGAGGAGCAACAAAAGUUGGAUGCUCUUUAACCAGCAAAAAUAUGACAGAGAGGUUGUUGUGUUGUUGAACAGACAUUGUGUUAACUGACAUCAGUAAAUUUAACAUUUUCUUUCAGUAUAGGUUUUAAUGUGUUCAGACCAUGUUACGGGAUGGUAUUUUUGUCUGCAGGUCGUGCUGCUCGUUGCAACUCCACUGCAGUCCUCAGGACAUAAUAAAGGAACACCAGCCGGUAUCCUUCCUUCCAAGCCAAAUCCAGAAACACCCAGCUCCACCUCAGCCAGAUUCUUGAGUGCCUACCGCUUUUAUAAUCUUGUGACUUGGAGCUACUUGUUUUGCACCAAUUGUUUUUCACUAAAACACCAAAUCAAAUUCCUUUUAGUUUAAUGUAUUGGUUUUAUUGAAAAGGUAUAAUGAUAUAUCAUCUGUAUAACAAUUCAAAUGUGUAUAGUGUUUGAUGAUUGUGUGCUUUUAAAGGAGAUGUAUAUUUUGCUGAUCCAUAUUUAAAUACAUAUAUUUAGUGUUAUGAUGUUGGACGUCCAUACUUAACGUCGUCAAAGUGUCCCACAUGGACAUAAUGCUGCAUUCAGGUGCUGCUCGGGUUGUCCAAGUUGGGAAGUCGUUCAUCCGACUUCACUGUGUUCACGUGAUUUCAGUUCAGAAAGUGAUAACAGAACAAAAAAAGGGUCGAUGCCAAGAAAAUGAUCAUUGAAAUGUUACUGUUAAGUUAUAUUUGAGCAAAAAGUUGAUGUGCAAUACUUGAAUUAACAAAAAGUAUGUUAACAUUAACGAAACAUAUUUUGCCCUUCAUGACGAUGAUGACGUCAUGUCGGGAAGUCAGGCACCUCAUUACUUUCCGAGUUGUUGUUCCGACUUCAGCAGGUGUUCAGGUGCAUUUUACAACUCGGAAGCUUGUUUUUCUGAUGUGUCCGACACCACAUGAAUGCAGCAUAAUUCAUGGUGAAAGUGAGAAUAGUAGAUCUCCUCUCAUGCUUUUGAAAACAAAUGUUGCAGUGAAUUGACUUGAAUUCCAAGAAGUAUUUCAAUGCCCUUGGAGGUCAUAUUAUGUAGCUUUACAGAAAUAAAGGAAACACAUCAGUAAAUAAAAAAAGGAUCAACUGUACCUAGUUCAUAGGUAGGCACAACAAACACUGACACUUCCUGUAAAAGUUUUUAAAAGAUUGCAAUAUAACAACACACUGUGACCACCAGAGGGUGAUGUAAUGUCAUGAAUAUAUAAACACACUGAAGUUAGUCAUCUGUGCAAAAAGAAUUUAUGAAGACAAGAGCAGAGGGUGUUGUUUUAUCAUUGGACCAUUUGAAGGCAGUGAAUUAACAUGAUUGUGACUUACUGUAACGCCUCAGAAUAGAAUUACUUCAUUGAUCCCAAACUGGGAAAUUGUGGCAUUACAGCAGGAGGUUGUCCAAACACACAAUAUUAG
Molecule: messenger RNA, 4107 nt
Organism: Labrus bergylta (ballan wrasse)
Lineage: Eukaryota; Metazoa; Chordata; Actinopteri; Labriformes; Labridae
Source: RefSeq, a predicted model, not a curated record